Messenger RNA from Uloborus diversus, 1191 nucleotides. RefSeq names its product WD repeat-containing protein 74-like. Lineage: Eukaryota; Metazoa; Arthropoda; Arachnida; Araneae; Uloboridae. Bases 27 to 1154 code for a protein of 375 amino acids. Gene Ontology annotation, biological process: ribosomal large subunit biogenesis. Gene Ontology annotation, molecular function: protein binding. Gene Ontology annotation, cellular component: nucleolus; preribosome, large subunit precursor. The record is from RefSeq and is a predicted model, not a curated record. The transcript has 9 exons.
GUAAUCUGUAAUUGUAAACAAGAAGAAUGGCUGUGCAAAACUGGCACGUGUUUGUUGGUUCUGAAGUUGGACUCUUAAAAGGUGUUGACAUUGAAAAACAAACUUUCUCCAAUUUAAAUUCAAUUGAUAGCACAGGCAAAGAUGAAGAAAUUACUGCAAUGUGUUGGCAUGACAGCUGUGAAAAUAAAAUAUAUCUCGGCCACAGAAAUCAAAAUGUUACAGUAUAUGACUGCGACAAAAAAGCAUUCAUUGCAACUUACAACAUGCAGAUUGGUACUGGGUCUAUAAAUGGCAUUUGCCUACAUGAAGGAAAUAUCAUUACAGCUGUUGAAUCUGGAAUUGUAAAGCUGUGGAAACCAGAGUCAAAUGAGAUUGUAGAAAUCAAUACUGGAGGAAACCUCAGCAAAAUGACAGUUAAUCCUAACAAAUCGUUCCAUCUUGCUACUGGAGGAGAAGAGAAUGAUUUAAAAGUAUGGGAUGUGCAGAAUCCCAAGGCUCCUAUUUUCACAGCUAAAAAUGUUAGAAAUGAUUUCUUAGACUUAAGGGUGCCUGUUUGGAUUACUGAUGUUAAGUUUAAACCUGAUGAUAAGAUUAUCACUUGUACCAGGCAUCAUCAGGUUCGCCUUUAUGAUCCUCGCACUCAACGGCGUCCAGUCAUUGACAUGGAGUUUGAAAAAUAUCCAUUAAUGUCAUUAUCACUUUCCCAUAAUGAACAUCAAGUAGUAGUAGGGAGCAGUCGUGGACGGAUGGCUCUUCUCGAUUUGAGGAAAAAAUUACUUGUUCAUGCAUUUAAAGGAUUCGCUGGAAGCAUUCGAUGUGUCUACUGUCAUCCCACUCUGCCAUUAGUCGCUUCGUGUGGUUUGGAUCGGUUUCUAAGGAUUCAUGAUUUAGAAAAACAUAAGCUUCUGAAGAAGAUAUAUCUAAAAACAAGACUGAAUUGCUUACUUAUGAAAACUUCAUUAGCACAGUUGCAUGCCAGUAACUCUCAAAACCAAAUUGGAAAGGCAAAAGCAAAAGAUAUUGAUGAAGAUGAAGAAAACAUUUGGAACUCGAUGGCAGUUAUUGGAGAUAAGAAGAAGAAGGGACUUGGUGAUGAAAGAGAUGCUGAAAGUGUAGCUCAAAAAAGACAAAAAGUGAAAAAGCAAUUUUCUUGAUGAUAUAGCCAUUCCAUUGAAAAUUGUAAGAUCUGUA